This is a messenger RNA of Penaeus vannamei (Pacific white shrimp), 756 nucleotides long. Lineage: Eukaryota; Metazoa; Arthropoda; Malacostraca; Decapoda; Penaeidae. The record is from RefSeq and is a predicted model, not a curated record.
AUGGGGGUCUCCUGGUGGCCUUGGAAAUGGCCUGCCUCCACACCUCCUACGCCCGCGUCCCUUCUAGGUAUGGACACGCCUCUCAGUGCCUCACAAGGUCCUCCAGGUAUAGGAAUGCCCAAAGGAGAUGCAUUCCUCCUCAAAGAUCUUGAGAAUGGUCUUCGCAAUAUAUUCCCAGCCAUAAGUUCCGUUAGCACUAUGAACACACUCAAUACUGUCAACACACUCAACUCUCUGUCUGGAGCGGCCAACAACCCGACCUCACAAAAUAAUCCUCUUACAAGCUUCUUAAACAUGGCUCACCACCACCAACAGCAGCAACAGCAGCAUCAACACCAGCAGCACCAACACCAGCAGCAGCAACAGCAUCCUUCUCAGCAUUCUCUUCUGCAUCAGCUGACAAUGAGCUCUCUGGCAAAUUCCCACAAAGCAUGGAGCAACAGUGGUGCUCCUGACCUCACAGUACUUGACCCGGCUAUCGUAUCAUCAGGACAGCUGACAGAUUCCCGUUCAGAUUCUCCUCCACACUGGAUGAAGACCAUGGAACAACUCACAGAAGGAGCCCCCAUCCACUCUGGAAAACUUGCUGCCCUGCAACCUGACGUCCGGUGGUCUGCCAUCCGGGUUGGGUCCUCACACAGGCCCAGCGGGUACCGCGGCUCCCACACAGCGCUCCGUAGCACCCAUGUGGCCCCCAACCUCCCCACCACCAGGUUUCAACAAUAUCUCUCCUCUACACCACCCCAAGCAGCAUGA